CAGCGGCAGGAAGCAGGCGGGCGUUCAGCCGGCGCUAGGCCUAUUCUCUGAAGGGAGUGCGCUGGACAUUUCCCUGCGUAACUCCCAUCUCUGGGCCCAGAGUCUGUGCAUGGCGGACUYCCCAGGGAACUCUACCCUGGAGGAAAUUCUGGGGCAAUAUCAACGGAGUCUCAGGGAACGGGCCAGCAGAAGCAUUCACCAACUGAAAUGUGCCCUGAGAAAAGGUGAUGUCACCAUUGAAGAAGAAGCACUGGAUCCUUCCUUUAGCACCAAUGUAGGAAAUGAGGACCCUGAGAUAGCCUGGCAUGAACUGCAACAUAGCCAUGCCGUUAAACAGCUCAAAGCUAUGUUGCAUCAGCAAGCAAGUAAGGAAAAUGAGAUAUCUCCAUCAAGAAAACAAAAAAUGCCCCCUUUGAGAUCAUCAGAAUAUGAGGAAACUAAUAUUCCUAUUGUACACAACCUUGUUCCUAUCAUUAAUGACCAAUUUCAAUACAUUCAUCAUUUAGAGGCUGAAGUCAAGUUUUGCAAGGAGGAACUCUCUGGAAUGAAAAAUAAGAUACAAGUAGUUGAGCUUGAAAAUGAAAGACUCCAGCAAGAAAGACUCCAGCUGAAAUCUCAAAGACAAGAGGAGACAAUGAGGGAACAAACACUUCUGGAUGCAUCUGGAAACAUGCAGAAUUCUUGGGUUACAACAGGUGAUGAUUCCAGGGUAAAUGAAGCUGCCAAGAAACCAUUUUUCCAUGAUGAUGCAGAUAUUGGCAAAGUUACAACUAUUGGAGAGGCUGAAAAAUGGAAGCUAGAACUAGAGGGGUUAAAACUUACAUAUGAGGCAAAGAGUGAAAUCCUGGAAUCUCAGCUGACAUUUUUGAGACAUUCUAAAAAUUACUCCACCUCCUUUGGGCUGCUUGAGAGUCCCCAAAUCUCAAGAGUUGAAGACGUAUAUUUCAGCCGGGAGGAAUGGUUAUUGGCGUUUCCUCUGCAACAGAAAGACUUAGCUGAAUAUCAGAAAAACUGUGAAGAUCUUAGAGAGCGAUUAAAACAUAAAGAGUCUCUUCUUGCUGCUAAUAUUUCCAGCCAUGUUGGUGGCCUUUGUUUGAAGUGUGCUCAGCAUGAAGCUGUUCUUUCCCAAACUCAUAAUAACGUACACAUCCAAACCAUCGAAAGACUUUCUAAAGAAAGAGAUGACUUAAUGUCUGCACUAGUUUCUGUAAGGAACAGCUUGGGAGAUAUGCAGCAAAGAGAAACAAGUGCCUAUGAACAGGUUAAACAAGCUGUGCAUAUGACUGAGGAAGCCAAUUUUGAAAAGACCAAGGCUCUAAUCCAGUGUGAGCAGUUGAAGAAUGAACUGGAAAGGCAGACAGAAAGGCUUGAAAAAGAACUUGCAUCUCAGCAGGAGAAAAGGGCCUUUGAGAAAGAGAUGAUGAAAAAAGAAAUAACGAAAGAAAGGGAGGACAUGGAAUCAAAGAUGUUGAUCCUGUCUCAGAAUAUUGCCCAACUUGAGGCCCAGGUGGAAAAAAUUACAAGAGAGAAGAUUUCAGCUAUUAAUCAACUAGAAGAAAUUCAAACCCAGUUUGCUUCUCAGGAAAUGGAUGCCACCAAGGUGUGUGGAGAAAUGCGUUUUCAGUUGAAUAAAACCAAAAUGGAGAAAGAUGAGGCAGAAAAGGAGCACAGAGAGUACAGAGCAAAAACUAAAAGGGAUCUUGAAAUUAAAGAUCAGGAAAUAGAGAAAUUGAGACUAGAACUGAGUGAAAGCAAGCAGCACAUGGAACAGGAGCAGCAGAAGGCAGCCCGGGCCAGAGAGGAGUGCCUGAAACUAACAGAACUGCUGGGCGAAUCCGAGCACCAACUGCACCUCACCAGACUGGAAAAAGAUAGCAUUCAGCAGAGCUUCAGCAACGAAGCAAAGGCCCAAGCCCUUCAGGCCCAGCAAAGAGAGCAGGAGCUGACACAGAAGAUACAGCAAAUGGAGGCCCAGCAUGACAAAACUGAAAAUGAACAGUAUUCAUUGCUGACCUCCCAGAAUACAUUUUUGACAAAGUUAAAGGAAGAAUGCUGUACAUUAGCCAAGAAACUGGAACAAAUCUCUCAAAAAAGCAGAUCUGAAAUAGCUCAACUCAGUCAAGAAAAAAAAUAUACAUACGACAAACUAGAAAAGUUACAGAGAAGAAAUAAUGAAUUGGAGGAACAGUGUGUCCAGCAUGGGAUAGUACAUGAGACAAUGAAGCAGAGGCUCCAGCAGCUGGAUAAGCAUAGCCAGGCCACAGCGCAGCAGCUGGUGCAGCUGCUCAACAAGCAGAACCAGCUUCUCCUGGAGAGACAGAGCUUGUCAGAAGAGGUGGACCGGCUGAGAUCCCAGUUACCCAGCAUGCCACAAUCUGAUUGCUGACCUGGAUGAAACAGAGUGAAAUAAAUGGUUUACAAAGAGAUAUUUACAUUCAUCUGAUUUGUACUUAAUAUGCCACAACACACCGCACCUUCCCAGGGUAAUACCACCUCGGACUGCACUGGGGCUGGUCCUCAUGCUACGUUUUUUUGUCCCUGCAUUAGGAACUGGCUAGAAUUGAAGUCUGAACCUGGAUGAGGAGACUCCUGGUAUAUGUUCUCAGAAAUGGCUUGAAGUUACUGUUUUUAAAUAUGCUAAUUUUAAAUACACUAGGUUAUACAUAGGAAUUUCAAUAAAUGACCUUUUUUAAAGACUUAAAUUGUAAUGUUUCCUUUUUACCUUGUAGUAAUGAACACAAAACACCAAAAAGGCACAUAUUUUAACUAGGCCAGAUGUGUUAAGGACCAGACUUUUCCUGCCAUUUUUCUUUCCCUUUUCCUGAUAUGUAUCAUCCUUCAUCUUUCUUUGCUUUUAAUCAGCAUCCAUUAUUUGUCAUCUUAUUAAUAUGUGCACAUUCAGGAGACACCAGGAAGCACUGUGCCUUACUCUUUCCAUUCUGUAAACAACAAAAACUGACAAAAAGAAAAGCAUCUUUGGCUCGGUGGUGUCAGAUUUUUUUCCUUCAAUAGCAGUAUUUGAGCCUAUAAAUGUACCUAGAGAAAUUAGAAAAUGUCUUAGAGUAUAUCAAAUAUCUGUACACAGAUCAUUAUUUUUGGCCUAAAAUAGUAUUUCUACUAUACACAGUCAAGCCCUCAAAUGUUUGAAAGGAAUAAAAAUGGACACUGAGUCUACAGUUGGGACAAGCCCCUGACCUGCUGUUCUCCCUGGCCAGCAACCCAUCAUCAGCAUCAUCACAGAUCGGAUAGUACUAGAUGCCCAGCCUUGCCACUCAGAAUUUGUGUGGAUUAGGCUUUGGAGGUGGUGGCAUGGUCCUUACAGAGCGACCACUCUCGUCUCUGGAGUGUGUCAAAGGCUCAAACUUGAAACAGCAGUAUUUCUAUUCAGAGUGUUUGAUUUCAUCAAAUGUGCUAGACAUAAAGGCUGUCACAUAAGAUAUUUUAACUGUCCUUAAUUCUGUUUUAGGUAUACCACGAAUAAAUUAUACAAUAUUCUAAAAAUAGCACCUUUAAAGAAUGUUAGAGGUCACUUUAUCUCAGCCUCCUGGAUCCAUCAACCUCAGUGACUCUGAGAGAAGAGCACAUAUAAGAAUGCCCCCAAAUUUGGCUGUGUGACAUACACCUACAUGCCUGACUCUGGACCCUAAGCUUUUCCUCUCUCUGGCUGAGUCACAGGAGCAAAGCCAAGUUCUACAAUAGUAGUUUUAUGAGGUAAAAUCAGAAAAAGGCCCCAUCUGCAAUGAUUCAACAUAAAUCAGAUUGUAGUCCAGCCAUCCUAUCCAUCUAGGACCCACAUCUAAGUUCAUUAAUUGCCAUGAAGUACUAAGAUUACACUCCUAAGAAAGUAGUAUGCAGAGCAGUACAUUAUCAGGAAGACAUUACUGAUGAACUACACUCCCUAAAAAUUCAAAUUCAAACCAUUUAUUGUGAAGAUUAUCAGGGUCUGAAUAAAUCCCCAUGGCCUGGCCCUCUUCCACCCCUGGCUUCACAGGUCUGUCGUAAACCCAGUGCUGAAAGGCCAGCAUCUCCCCUUUGGAAGCCUUCAUCAAAGUUUAUACAACUGCACUAUUGCCAUCUUACUGAAGGAAAGAUAAUUCCCUGUGUUGUGUUCAGAGAUAAGAGGAAUUUACAUAGUUUCCUGUCACAUCUUAUAAAGAGUAGGUUAAUACCAGGUGAGGGGCUAUUAUAUUUUUCUUUCAGAAAAGAAUAUUAAUUUUCUGAGAUUACAGAACCACAUCCAACAACAACAAACAGAGAAGUAGCAGAUUGACAUAGUGCUUUAUUUAAGCUGUCUGUACGAAGGAAAAUAAUGUGCAUCCCUAUCAUAUACGUGUAAAAAUACUAAGGAUGUACAGUGUACAAAAACAGUUUCUUGUAGUUAUUUCACAUCCUUGUGGGUCAUAUACUUAAAGAAAUAAACAGUUUUAGUAUGACCAACAGUAAUAGUAAUACAGUUUCUUGGGUUCAUAGUUGCGUCUGCUUAAAAUCCUUAACCAGAUGACUAGAUCUUGCGCGGAUCUAAUGAAAGAACUAGCAAGGUCAAGAAAUGUCACAAACUAUAAAGCUACAGGGAGGUAAUUCAAUUACCAAUUUAGAGGUUUUCUUUUUAUUUAAAUAAAUACUUUACAUUUCAUGCUUGCCUGUAAUGCACUACCAGGAGCAAGAUAAGGAAAUUCUACUGUAGACAGUACAAACGGUAGCAGCAAAGUGUGUACAUUGAGGUGUAGUAUAUAGACCCUGCAGUUAGUAAGGAAGGCCCUUACUUUUGUACUCUAGGAGAAGCAAGUGGCCCCUGCAAGAACAGUCAGCUUUAAGAAGCCGGAAAUCAGGUACAGGAAAUGGAAAACAAUACUGGAAUAAUGCUAUGUAAUUAGUAUAGAAAGCAAAGCUGUGAGCAACCCUGCCAACAAUCCAAGCAGAAGUAGCCAAUUUCCUCCAAGAUGGCUGCAUUAUGACACGGGGUCAACUUCAUGACAGUAUGAGCUGGAGUUCACAAAGUUCCAACAGGAUGAUUUUAGGUGUCAGGCUGUCCUGCCUGCCAGAAUCCCAAACUACAACUAUGGGCAACACAGGGAAGUUUCAUUGUCUCCCUCUGUACACCUUUCUGUGUUUCAUCAUGCCUCCAUGCCAGCUGACUUGAGAUCUGGGAGUAAAAGGAAGGGAUCCUAGAAAUCAAAGCCAAGAACACACCUCGUUUGACACUGAUGGAGCCAAGAAGGGGAUGACUGAGCCCUGCACAUGGCUGAAGACUGAGGGCCAUCUGUGAGAGCAGUGGCCAGCCUGGAACAUUAUCAGAGCCGUCAUUAAUCUUUAGGAAGUAUCCUUGGCCAAUGUCAUGGAAAUCAUCUUAAGA
Urocitellus parryii (Arctic ground squirrel) is the source of this 5353-nucleotide messenger RNA. RefSeq names its product SHH signaling and ciliogenesis regulator SDCCAG8 (gene Sdccag8). Gene Ontology annotation, biological process: tube formation; centrosome cycle; neuron migration. Lineage: Eukaryota; Metazoa; Chordata; Mammalia; Rodentia; Sciuridae. The record is from RefSeq and is a predicted model, not a curated record. Gene Ontology annotation, cellular component: centrosome; centriole.